GAAUUAAUUAGUAGUAAUUAAUAUUGUUUUAUAAAUAAUAAAUAAACUCAAAGGUUACCUAUUUGAUGUUGUUGAGUUUAACAUCGCGCGCGAAUCAAGAUAGUGUUGGGUGGGCUUUCCCAACACAUAGGUCCAUCACGUAAACUCCUCCCAUAAAACCAAACUCCAUUGUUACGCUCACUCAAUUCUUUUCGACACAAAAACAAACUAACUCCGUCCUUAAUUUCAGUGUUCUUGAUAUCAAUCAAAUCUCAAACAAAGAUAUGGGUCGUCCAAAAACAAAUUUGAAACGCAUUCAAAAUGAGAAAGUUCGAAAAACAACUUUCGUUCACCGAAAGAAUGGAUUAUCAAAGAAAGUUUCGGAAUUUUCAAGCAUAUUUGGAGCUGAAGUUUGCUUAAUUGUGUAUGAUAGUGAUGGUAGUGAUAUACCAAUGACUUUUCCAGAAAAUGCCACAACUGUACAAUCUAUGCUUAAAAAGUAUGAGCAUCAAAAGAUUGAGACUACUCUUGAGGAAUUUGGCGUCAAAGACUACUAUGCCAAUAAGAAGAAUUUAGUCGAAGCCGAGAUUUCCAGAGUGCGUAAGGAGAUCCUCAAGAAAAAGUAUCCAACUUCGAGCCCAAUUUUUCAUAACAUGGAAGAGGAGCAACUCAAAGCUUUCAUUGCUUUUGUAGAUUCCAAGAUUGAAGCUUGUAAUCACAUGCUGAAAAAUAUGCAACAAAAAGACACUUGCUUCGUACAAAACAUGGCUCAAGAUAGUGAUGUCUGCUUACAUUCAAGUCAAGAUAAUGUAGUAAUGCAUAACCUUCCUCAAAUGCAACAUAUUACUGAUUUUAUGGAACCAACCAAUGAUGAUAUUAGUGAGUGGAUAGAUUUCAGUGAUCUUUCUGAUUUGCCACCAGUUUCGUCGAUAAACCAACUUAGUAAACUUGUUGAGUGGGAUGAUAUAAAGGUUGAAUCUGAGGGCUUUACUAGCUUCAUACAUAGCACUAUGCAAAACAUUACUUAUGACAAUGUUCUAUCCUCAAAUUCAAGCCAACUUGAUGUGAAUCAUAACAUUCCUCAAAUACAAAAUAUUACUGGUUGUAUGCUGCCACCUUACGAUGACAUUUGUGAUAUGGUAGAUUUUAGUGGUCUUAUUGAUUGGGAUAAUAUAGUAGCUGAACCUGAGGAUUUUACUGUUGUAGAAGAUGAUUUUUUGUGUAUUUAAACAAAUAAAGAUGUUCAUAAUAUAAUAUGCAAUGAAUAGAGUUUACUUAUAA
This is a messenger RNA of Cicer arietinum (chickpea), 1260 nucleotides long. Its product is annotated as floral homeotic protein GLOBOSA-like. Lineage: Eukaryota; Viridiplantae; Streptophyta; Magnoliopsida; Fabales; Fabaceae. Gene Ontology annotation, biological process: positive regulation of transcription by RNA polymerase II. The record is from RefSeq and is a predicted model, not a curated record. Gene Ontology annotation, molecular function: protein dimerization activity; RNA polymerase II cis-regulatory region sequence-specific DNA binding; DNA-binding transcription factor activity, RNA polymerase II-specific.